CCCACCCGUAUCACGGAGCGGCGGAAGUUAGGCAGUAGUGUUGGAGUGUUGCAGCGUGUUUGAGUCAGGAACGAUGGCGGAUUCAUUAACUCUCUUCACAUCUAUAGGGCUAAGUGAGCAAAAAGCUAAAGAGACUCUAAAAAAUGAGUCUCUUAGCUCGAUGCUUAAGGAGGCAAUCAACCUGGCUCAGAGAGUGUUGGGUGCCAAAAGUGUGGACAAAGCCAUUGGAACACUGUUAUACAGCAUGACCUCCCGACUGAAGUACCCUCAGCAUCUGGCCUUCCUCACCGAGCAGAUCGCCCUUUGCAGAAUCUUUACAGAGCUGCAACUUUCAGCUGCUCUUGACUUUGUGAAGAACCAUCCCCAGGAACCAAUCAAUAAGCAGGAGUUUGAGAAAGCAUGUGGUGUAGGCGUCGUCAUUACUCCUGAGCAGAUUGAGGACUCGGUCGAAAUGGUAAUUAAGAAGCACAAAGAUCAACUGAUGAAGGAGAGGUAUCACUAUAACAUGGGACUACUGAUGGGCGAGGUUCGAGCUGCCCUGAAGUGGGCUGAUGGGAAGAUCAUAAAGAAUGAGGUGGAUAUGCAGGUUCUCCAGCUCCUGGGACCAAAAACAGAAGCUGACUUGGAAAAGAAGCCCAAGGCUCCUAAACAGAAGAGCCCUGGGAAUGAGAAUAAAGAGGCGGUGGCUGAGAAUGGGGAGAUAAAAGUGGAGGGUAGGUCACUAAUGGAGCAACUUCGAGGAGAAGCCCUGAAGUUUCACAAGACAGGUGAGAAUUAUAAGACGGAAGGGUAUGUAGUGACUCCCAACACCAUGAAAUUGUUGAAGGAACACCUGGACAUCACAGGAGGGCAGGUUCGGGCACGUUUCCCUCCAGAACCCAAUGGUAUUUUGCACAUUGGUCAUGCCAAAGCUAUCAACUUCAAUUUUGGAUUUGCUAAGGCCAACAAUGGGAUCUGCUUCCUGCGUUAUGAUGACACCAACCCAGAGAAGGAGGAGGAGAAGUACUUCUCGGCCAUCAGGGACAUGGUGGAAUGGCUUGGUUACAAGCCAUACAAAGUGACCCAUGCAUCCGACCACUUCCAAAAGCUGUAUGAGUGGGCAGUGGACCUCAUUCGCAGAGGUCAUGCUUAUGUGUGCCACCAACGCGGGGAGGAACUGAAGGGUCACAACCCUCCCCCUUCUCCCUGGCGGGACCGUCCCAUUGAGGAGUCCCUGUUGCUGUUUGAGAGAAUGAAGAAGGGCUUGUUUGCUGAGGGGGAGGCCACCCUUAGGAUGAAGAUGGUCAUGGAGGACGGGAAGAUGGAUCCUGUGGCGUACCGCAUCAAAUACACGCCCCACCAUUGCACAGGAGACACAUGGUGCAUCUAUCCUACCUAUGACUACACCCACUGCCUAUGCGAUUCCAUUGAGCAGAUCACACACUCGUUGUGCACCAAGGAAUUCCAAGCAAGGCGUUCCUCUUAUUAUUGGCUGUGUAACGCCCUGGAUGUGUACUGCCCGGUGCAGUGGGAAUACGGCCGCCUCAAUCUCACCUACACGGUUGUCUCCAAGAGGAAGAUCAUCAAACUGGUGGAGUCUGGUGCUGUGAGGGACUGGGAUGACCCUCGACUCUUCACACUGACUGCUCUAAGGAGGAGAGGAUUUCCCCCAGAGGCCAUCAACAAUUUCUGUGCUCGGGUUGGAGUGACUGUUUCCCAGACAACAACGGAGCCACACCUCUUGGAAGCAUGUGUGAGGGAGGUGUUGAAUGACCAGGCUCCUCGUGCCAUGGCGGUCUUGGAACCACUCAAAAUUACCAUCACCAACAUGCCUUCUACAACACAGGUGGAGGUUCGUAUCCCAGACUUCCCAGCAAAUGAGGAACGGGGCAGCCACACUGUUCCAUUUGCACACACCAUCUACAUCGAGCGAAGUGACUUCCGCGAGGUAAUGGAGAAGGGCUACAAGCGCUUGACUCCAGACCAGCCUGUGGGCCUGAGGCAUGCUGGAUAUGUCAUCACCCUGCAGAGGGUCAUCAAAGAUGCCAGCGGGAAGGUAGUAGAGCUGGAGGUCAGCUGUACCAGUUCUGAUGUAGCGGAGAAACCAAAGGCCUUCAUCCACUGGGUCAGCCAGCCCUUGCAAUGUGAAGUGCGGCUUUAUGAAAGACUAUUUCUCCACAAGAAUCCAGAAGACCCGUCAGAGGUCCCUGGAGGCUUCCUGAGUGAUGUCAACCCCAAUUCCAUGCAAGUGAUUCCUGAUGCCUUGGUAGAUCAGUCAGUGGCUGGGUCAAAGAUUUUUGACAAGUUCCAAUUUGAGAGAAUUGGCUACUUCUCAGUGGAUCCUGACAGCACUAAAGAGAAGCUGGUUUUUAACAGGACAGUCACAUUGAAGGAAGAUCCUGGAAAGAUCUGAUUUGACAUGUGAAGCCAUAUCCCAGGACAUCCCGUAUCCAUGACCCCUCUGGUGUGAUUGCUGGUGACAGUUGCAACCGGUUCAGAAUUUCCUGCUUAAAAAUAUUAUAUCCUCUUGCAAGUAUAUGGGAUUUUGCAAACUGAAAUGACAAGCUCGUAAUUUUUAAAUUGGUAAUAAAAGAAAUGUAAUGUAAAA
Messenger RNA from Anguilla rostrata (American eel), 2587 nucleotides. It is a transcript of the gene qars1, whose product is annotated as glutaminyl-tRNA synthetase 1. Gene Ontology annotation, molecular function: glutamine-tRNA ligase activity; ATP binding. Lineage: Eukaryota; Metazoa; Chordata; Actinopteri; Anguilliformes; Anguillidae. Gene Ontology annotation, biological process: translation; glutaminyl-tRNA aminoacylation. Gene Ontology annotation, cellular component: cytoplasm; cytosol; aminoacyl-tRNA synthetase multienzyme complex. The transcript has 23 exons. The record is from RefSeq and is a predicted model, not a curated record. Bases 74 to 2392 code for a protein of 772 amino acids.